UCAGAUUUUAUUUCCAUCGUUAUGUAUGGUGUAUUCGAAAAGAGCAGAAGAUUGAUAUGGCUCAGCACCGACUGAAUGGUUCUCCCACAAUCUCCACCACAGGACGAAAUCCCAAGUCGAACUUCUCCUUAUCAGCCUUGUAACAAGGCUAUAUCUCAGCCUUGCUAGUACUCCCCUUCUAUUUUCACGCGAUGGUAGCUCCGAGUAUCAAGAUGCACCUCAUGAGCAUUUACAGCUUAAGUCAUGCAUUUGGCGGAAAUCUUGUAGGGCUUUGGCUCAUCAGAUUACGGCAACGCUUGCUGUUGAGAAGGUUAACGUUAAGCAAUACAUGAUGACUAUUCGUGCUUGGCGGACACCAUCCACAUCUAUGUGGACGUGUCUCAUUCGCUAAAAUAGAUGUUCCUCAGCCGUGCCAGUGCAUAAUAACAUAUUGCCCGCAGCUAGCACUUGUUCCUCUCGUCACAACACCUUCAAUGGCGGAAGUUGUAGGUGCCGUCGCUGCUGUCGUCCAGCUCGUGGACGUAGCUCUUCGCCUUUCAUCUUGUCUGGAACGUUUCUGCUCAGAUGUACGCAACGUGCCGCGUCGUUUUCUUCAGCUGCAAAUCGACCUGCGUCAGCAAAUCGAGAUCGCGCAGCACAUACAGAAUAAUCAUGUGCCCGGUUUUGCGACAACAGUAUCGUCCUCGACACUUGAUGCGCCCCUACUCGAGUACAUCGGUCUUGCUGAUGAAUUAAGCAAGACGUUGGAAGGACUGCUCGCCCGUAAGAACGAUGGAAUGCUACAACGAGGCUGGAGUGGCAUUUGCUCCGUCCGCAAGAAGGAAGAGGUGGCAAACAUCUGCGAUCGACUAGAACAAAAGAGAAGCAUCCUCUCUAUUUGGUUGAACGCAGCAAAUCUCAAGCUCUCGUCAGAAACUGCGGCGACUACCGAUAAAGUGAGACUCGAGAUUGGAGAGACAUUGGCUCUAGUGAAGACAGUCGACAAGACAUUGAGCACAACCGAACACAGUACAGCACAGCUACUACCUCACGUCGAACAGAUCGACCGAAACAUAUCGACCACGUCCGAAAGGACCGAGAGAAUUAUAAAAGACCUCCAGCAUCUGAAGUCUCAAUCGAGGAGUCUCUUGAUAGACCGUGAUAUGAAUACAACAGCACAAGAAUCAAGCCAUCAGACGACAGCGAUGAUUCUCUCAAACACUGAGCAAAUACUUCGAGCCAUCGAACAGCUGAGUUCCGACUCUAACAGAGCUAGUCCAGGUACGAGGAACAACUUUGUUGUGAGAAAACUAUAUGUGGACUCAUCAGACAAACAUGUUCAGCGAAGCUCGUUGGACCGUGCUCGUAGAUCCCAGAGGUGUAAAUGUAGAACCGUCAGUACAGCACGCCGCUGGCAGCCGUUAUCUAUCCUCCAGUUCACGCAAACCUUCCGCACGCAACACUUCUCUUACUGCCCGGACUAUCGCAUCUCGGAACAGAGCCUUGAGAUCACCAUGCAACUUGUCCCUCCAUCUUGGCUUCUUUUCCAUACCAUCAAUAUCGGCACCUGCGUAAGGAACUGGUCGACGUUAAACCCGUUCUCAGUCAAUCCAAUAGUAAUCGGUACAAGCAGGCUUGUCGAUCCGAAAACCUCACCUGCAUUUCGUGCGGUUGCAGUUACCAUCGAGGAGCUUUGGGAGGGUGAACAUUAUCGUAUAUCCAUCCCUCGACUUCAAAAUACGCUACAGGACUUGUUCGAUGCAGAAGAAGCGUCGGCUCUUGACGUGGAUAAUGAUGGAAAUACUGUCUUGAACAGAAUCAUGGCUUUAUUGAUAGCCAACCCCUCAACCUUCGAACAUGCAGGAGAUGAGUGUACCGCCAUCAUUCGGUUUCUGUUGAAAAGAGGCGCUGACCCAAACGUUUUGAGGAACCGGAAAGACGACGAGUUUCCAUCUGUGCAUGAUUACCAAGGCACCACAUGUGACCAACUUGCAGGCCCGGCCGCGUAUGAUCUCCGCAUGUUGUCUCCAACUCGAAAAUCACGGUUUCUAGAAAUUGUCGAUCAGAUUGUAGAAGCUGGAGGUCAUACCUCAAGACCUUUCCCAGAAAAGCGUCCCCAGGGAGCAAGAUUCUUUCGUGAUGAGGUUGAGCAACUACUUCCCUUUGAGGAUCAGAUCGAUGUUCGUGAUCAUGGCGAUCUCGUGCCUAUAAUACUUCGACGACAAGUAGAGCAGUUUCAGCGCCUUACACGAAAAGCCAAACUAUCAACUCUGAACCACACUUCUUCGAUCAAUGGACUCACUCCGAUUCAUUUCGCUGUCUUAUGGCCUACUGGACUGAGGAUGCUGCUCGACAGAGGUGUGCAUAUGAACCCUCGAGACGUCAGCGGUCGACAGCCUAUACAUAUCGCUGUCACCCUAGGCAUCACUGACUCUGUGCGUUAUUUGCUUACUGAAAAUUGCGGAAUUUCUACUCCGCCAAGCUCCGAUAGUCUGCUUCAACUUGCAUUGAAGUUACAAGAUCCGGAAAAAUCACAGAUCCUGCGCUUGCUUGUUCCAGUUCUGAUCGAUCGCCACAGGCGCCUUCAAGAUAUGGCAAGCAAUCUUCUGCCGCCUUCCGUUUACUUCGAACUUGAGUUGGCACCUGGUAAAAUGCACGAACGAAAAGCGCCAUUGAUGGUCGAAAGGCUUAUAGCCCAUGGUUUAGAUGUUCCGCAGGCCCUAGAGCUAGACGGAAAGAGCUUCUACAACUUCGCCGACUUCUUUGGCGACGCGAAAAUGACGCCAGAAAUCGCAAACGCAUUCUGGGAUGCUGGAUUCUGCGAUAUCGAUAUGCCUGAUGAAAAUGGGGUGACGCCAUUCCUACAAAGUUGGUAUUGCGCCAAUUUCAAAAUGGUAGACUGGUUUGCACAAAGAGGAGUUUCUAUGAAAUCAAAACACGAGUCCGCCUCAUUGACAGCCCUUCACCUCUAUGCAAAAAGACUGUAUUUUCCGGGCACCGGUUUUGGGCGUGACGUUGAUGCAGUACCCACGAAUGAACAUUAUAUGGAUGUGGUACAAAGGGAAUUGAGGAUACCAUACGACGAUUGCCAAUGUACAUGCUCUCCUGGAGGCUGUGCACCGAUCAAGUUUCUGUUCGACAAAGUUCACGAGGAUGGGCAUCGCAAAUCAAGAAUCAGAAGGUGGUUCGAAAAUGUGAGACCAUCCCAAGCCCUGGAACUGCAGUACGUAUACGAUCUUACACGAUACCUGCUAUUCGAUUUUCUGGAUGGUGAGCAUACUUGUUGCUGUCUUGGGCAAGAAUGUCAUGUAAUAUAUGACAAUUCUCGAACAGAGCCAUCCAAGAACAGAUGGAACGAGCGAACUCGUGGCAUGCGCGAGAAGGCGGGCGAGCAUCGUAGGCUAUGCGAGAAUGGUAUACCAAUACCCCGACGGGAAAGUCUGUACGCCUUGAAAGACCCAGACAUCUUUGAAACGACUUUGAACUCCGCGAUGUCGUAUUACGAUGAGAUGGACCGGCCUGAUGAUAUGCCACUCGAGGAACAGGUGUUUAGGUAUAUUAACUGGCUUCUGACAGAAGGACAUUUGAAUAUCGACGUGAGCUACGAGUGUGUGCACUUCAAGGGCUGGUAAUCUGCAUAUCCAGACUCCAGUUCUACCUCAAUAGUUAACUUGCUGGAUAAUUCCUCAAUCGGAAACUAUAGCAUUAUACAUUGAUCGCUCUCCAGGCGCCUCCAAAUACCAGCAACCUUGAAGAAGCGAACAUUAUACUGUAAUGAUCUUGAAGGAAUCUCUGUAUUCUUAUAGC
Alternaria alternata is the source of this 3786-nucleotide messenger RNA. RefSeq lists its product as hypothetical. The coding region runs from base 474 to 3611 and encodes 1045 amino acids. The record is from RefSeq and is a predicted model, not a curated record. Lineage: Eukaryota; Fungi; Ascomycota; Dothideomycetes; Pleosporales; Pleosporaceae. Gene Ontology annotation, molecular function: protein binding. The transcript is spliced from 4 exons.